AACCCAUGACCUCUGCCUCCCAAGCCCGGGCUCUUUCCACUGAGCCACGCUGCUUCUCCUAGGGUAGUGCCCCGGAGCUGCCCGCUGCCCCUGCCCCGGCCCGUGGGACCCAGGCCCCCGGCCCCCUCCGCGGGACCCAGGCCCCCAGUCUCCCAAGUCCCACGAUGGGCCGGCCGGGCCCCCCUGGCCUCUGGCUGCUGCUGCAGGCCGUGGUGGGCACCUGCCUGGGCAUCAGCUCCAUCGACAUGGACCGGCCGGGCGAGGGCAGGUGCCAGCCCGUGGAGAUCCCCAUGUGCAAGGACAUCGGCUACAACCUGACCCGCAUGCCCAACCUCAUGGGCCACGAGGACCAGCGGGAGGCGGCCAUCCAGCUGCACGAGUUCGCCCCGCUGGUGGAGUACGGCUGCCACGGCCACCUGCGCUUCUUCCUGUGCUCCCUGUACGCGCCCAUGUGCACGGAGCAGGUCUCGGCCCCCAUCCCCGCCUGCCGGGUCAUGUGCGAGCAGGCCCGCCUCAAGUGCUCACCCAUCAUGGAGCAGUUCAACUUCAAGUGGCCCGACUCUCUGGACUGCAGCCAGCUGCCCAACAAGAACGACCCCAACUACCUGUGCAUGGAGGCCCCCAACAACGGGUCGGAGGAGCCGGCCCGGGGGCCCGGCCUGUUCCCGCCGGCGGCCCGGCCCCCGCCGAGGCCGCCCGGCCCGGCCGACCCGCAGCCCAAGGACGGCGGGGGCCCGGGCCGGCCCGGCUGCCGGAGCCCGGCCAAGUUCCACCGCGUGGAGAAGAGCUCGGCCUGCGCCCCGCUCUGCAACCCCGGGGUGGACGUCUACUGGGGCCGCGACGACAAGCGGUUUGCUGUGGUCUGGCUGGCCGUCUGGUCCGUCCUCUGCUUCUUCUCCAGCGCCUUCACCGUGCUCACUUUCCUCAUCGACCCGGCCCGCUUCCGCUACCCGGAGCGGCCCAUCAUCUUCCUGUCCAUGUGCUACUGCGUCUACUCGGUGGGCUACCUGAUUCGCCUCUUCGCCGGGGCCGAGAGCAUCGCCUGCGACCGGGACGGCGGCCAGCUGUACGUCAUCCAGGAGGGCCUGGAGAGCACUGGCUGCACUAUCGUCUUCCUGGUCCUCUACUACUUCGGGAUGGCCAGCUCGCUCUGGUGGGUCGUCCUGACCCUCACCUGGUUCCUGGCUGCUGGCAAGAAGUGGGGCCACGAGGCCAUCGAGGCCAACAGCAGCUACUUCCACCUGGCCGCCUGGGCCAUCCCCGCCGUGAAGACCAUUGUGAUCCUGGUCAUGAGGCGGGUGGCCGGGGACGAGCUGACGGGCGUCUGCUACGUGGGGAGCAUGGACGUGAACGCCCUCACUGGGUUCGUCCUCAUCCCCCUGGCCUGCUACCUCAUUAUUGGCACUUCUUUCAUCCUGUCUGGGUUCGUGGCCCUCUUCCACAUCAGGAGGGUGAUGAAGACCGGGGGGGAGAACACAGACAAGCUGGAAAAGCUCAUGGUGAGGAUCGGGGUCUUCUCCGUGCUCUACACAGUGCCCGCCACCUGCGUCAUCGCCUGUUACUUCUACGAACGGCUCAACAUGGAUUACUGGAAGAUUCUGGCCGCUCAGCAGAAGUGCAGAGUGAACAACCAGACGAAAAACCUGGACUGCACGAUGAACGGGUCCAUCCCGGCGGUGGAGAUCUUCAUGGUCAAAAUUUUUAUGCUGCUCGUGGUGGGCAUCACGAGCGGCAUGUGGAUCUGGACUUCGAAAACCCUGCAGUCCUGGCAGAACGUCUGCAGUCGACGCUUGAAGAAGAGGAGUCGGAGAAAACCCGCCAGCGUGAUCACCAGCAGUGGGAUCUACAAAAAGCCUCAGCAUCCCCAGAAGACUCAUCACGGGAAAUAUGAAGCAGCCCUACAGCCGCCCACCUGCGUGUGAAAGGGUACCGAGAAAACCGCUCUUCCAGUCGAGAGACGUGAGCCGACGGACACCGGUUGCGGGCCGAAACGAAAACGGCGAGUGCUCUGAGCAGAUUGUACAUAAGAGGACAAAGGCCCACCCUGAAAUUCGGGAGCUUGGGAAAAAUCGGAAGGGGAAAUGGAACGGAGAAGAGUUUCAGUUAAACAGAGAUCGAUACAAUCGGUUCCACUCCUACUCUGAGGUCAGGUAAUCCUCGCUGCCCUCAGAGGAAACGCCGCUUGGACCGCUUGUUACGUGGCCUGGGUGUACAUGUAACGUCGGCGGCCUACGCGUCUUAUGUGUGCACUGAGAGGUGUCCGCAGUGUACGCACACCCUGACGCACACAAACACACACGCAGACGGGGGUAGCCGAGCCGGCUUUGCUACACCUUUAACAAGACCGCAAAAGAAUGGUGAACUAAAAGACUCCCUUCUGGGUCAGCAAAAGAAUUGUGUGUUUUAGCAAAUUAACAAUUCCAGAGGCCCACUCAGUCAGGGUACUGUGUAAGAAACUACUUGUGUGCAAACUUAAAAAGAAAUCCUUUGCAACCCCUCACAAUCUGGUGGGCUUGGAGUAACUCUAAAUGCAUCUGAGUUAGAGCCUUCCCCAAUAUUCGUUCACUCAAAAAAAGAAACUUCCUCCACCAAACACAAACUUUGUGAAUACAAAUAAUGUGCAAUACAUUUUUUCUUACCAUGAAAUAAAAAGAGAAACAAGUAUUUUGCUGUACAUAAAAGGCAACAAAAGAAGUCUCUUAACAAAAGAACUAAGAGGUCUAGCCCUCAGAAACCCUUUAGUGUUACAUUUUGUGGCUUUUUAAUGGAAAUCAAGCCAAUGUUAUACACGUUGGGACUGAUUUGUGGAAAAGAGAGAGAGAGAGGGAUCAUUCAAAGGAACCCAAAGGGCUUAUUGACUCUUUCUAUUGUUAAACAAAUUCUUGUCAUGAAUAGAUCAAGAAGCACUAGAUGUGCUGCAAAGGGAAACUUUGUGUAGGACGAUGCUCUUUACUGUGCUAGAAAAGCCCAGUUUUUAGUCGUGUAUAUUUGUAAUAUAUGAUUAUUUUUCAUGUGCCACUAUUUUAUUAAAAUAAAAUAUGUUCUUUAGUUUGGUGA
Molecule: messenger RNA, 3057 nt
Organism: Tachyglossus aculeatus (Australian echidna)
Lineage: Eukaryota; Metazoa; Chordata; Mammalia; Monotremata; Tachyglossidae
Gene: FZD10
Product: frizzled class receptor 10
Exons: 1
Coding region: 165-1922 (585 amino acids)
Biological process (GO): canonical Wnt signaling pathway; non-canonical Wnt signaling pathway
Cellular component (GO): plasma membrane
Molecular function (GO): Wnt-protein binding; Wnt receptor activity
Source: RefSeq, a predicted model, not a curated record